AUGCAUCAUUUCAAGCUUUGGGUGCUCCUCUUGAUACAGAGCCACGCUGUUUACUCUACAUUCCGAUGCAGUGACCUUUCAAAAGAAAACAAGACGAAGGACCACGGUGUCUGUGUGAGGAAAGUCGUUGAUAAUGAUUGGUUAAACACUGAAGUAAACGAUUUCGAUUUGACUGUUGGAUUCCUUCGGCUUGAUGCCAAUGCUAAAGGAGGCGAUCUAUUUACCUGCGAUGGUUUGAAAAUUGCCGAGGAACGAAUAACGACAAGGUAUUGCUGCGACCUCGUGAAAGACAUUCAUAUCCGCCCGAUAACGCAAGGAGACUUGAACCUUCAUUGUUAUACUCGAGAUGCCAAAAAAGCACGCCCGCGCUGA
Molecule: messenger RNA, 372 nt
Organism: Puccinia triticina
Lineage: Eukaryota; Fungi; Basidiomycota; Pucciniomycetes; Pucciniales; Pucciniaceae
Exons: 3
Coding region: 1-372 (123 amino acids)
Source: RefSeq, a predicted model, not a curated record